Molecule: messenger RNA, 243 nt
Organism: Puccinia triticina
Lineage: Eukaryota; Fungi; Basidiomycota; Pucciniomycetes; Pucciniales; Pucciniaceae
Exons: 1
Coding region: 1-243 (80 amino acids)
Source: RefSeq, a predicted model, not a curated record
AUGUCAAAUCAUCAGCAGACAAAUGGUGUGACCUUCACACCCAAGAUGUGGAAUCAAAUGCAACAAAUGUUUGCAUUCUUUCAGACAUCACAACAGAACGUAAUGGCCCCUCAGACCCAAAAACCAACUCCAACAAACCCUCAGACCGCCCCUCAGGCACCGCUACCAACAGGAUUGGCCCCUGCACAAUUGCAUCAGGAUCUUGUUACCCCAACCCGGAACGUUCCAGCAGAAAAUCCUUGA